Molecule: messenger RNA, 2095 nt
Organism: Chenopodium quinoa (quinoa)
Lineage: Eukaryota; Viridiplantae; Streptophyta; Magnoliopsida; Caryophyllales; Amaranthaceae
Product: serine/arginine-rich splicing factor SC35-like
Exons: 11
Coding region: 172-945 (257 amino acids)
Molecular function (GO): RNA binding
Source: RefSeq, a predicted model, not a curated record
UUCCUCAAGAAUGUUCUACAAAGAGUGACCAAUUUACGUAACAAAACCAAUCCCUCAAAUCAACAGAACACCAAAAUCUGAAAAUCCCUAAUUUCCCCAAUUUCCCCAAUUUCAUAUCAUCUUCAUCCUGAAAGAAGAGAGAGAAAUCUCUGAAGGAAGAGAGAGAAAACGAUGUCUCACUUCGGAAGAACUGGUCCUCCUGAUAUCGCCGAUACUUACUCUCUUCUCGUUCUCAACAUCACCUUUCGAACUACGCCCGAUGAUUUGUUUCCGUUGUUUGAUAAGUAUGGCAAGGUUGUCGACAUUUUUAUUCCUCGUGAUCGAAGGACUGGGGAAUCCCGUGGUUUCACCUUUGUUCGAUACAAGUAUGCCGAUGAAGCUCAAAAGGCUGUGGAUAGGCUUGAUGGGAGGGUUGUGGAUGGUAGAGAAAUAGCUGUCCAAUUCGCGAAAUAUGGUCCAAAUGCAGAGAAAAUUCAAAAAGGAAGGAUUGUUGAGUCUAUUUCCAAGGUCCGAAGUCCAAGGCGGAGGUACCGAGAUGAUUACGAUAGAGAUAGGGUAUAUUCCAGAAGAAGAAGUCGUAGUAGAAGCUUGGACAGGUAUGAUCGUGACAGGUAUCGCAGAAGGGACAGAGAUUAUCGUCGCCGAAGUAGGAGUCGCAGUUACACUCCUGAAAAGUAUAGAAGUCGGGGACGAGAUGGCUAUGAUGAUGACAGAAGCUAUCGAAGCAGAUCAGCUGAUAGUGCCUCUCCAAGACGAAGUCGCAGUCCACGUAGAAGUAUUUCACCAAGGCGGAGUGCUUCACCUCGUAGUCCAUCUCGUUCAAGGAGUCAUAGUCCAGAGAAGCGCAGCCCUGAUGAACGUACAUCAGUCCCUCGCCGUUCAGCAUCUCCUCAGGCUGUUUCUCCUCAUAAUGGCCCUUCUGCGCAUAAAUCAGUUGAGGCAUGAACCCAGCUGAAAACUGGAGCAGUGAUUUGUUGCAGAUGAACAGCUCUAGAGGUCACUUGAUGAUGUAGAAUGAUUUUGUGCAUUGGUAGCUUGGAGUAUUGAGUUAGACUUUUGGAUAGGAGUGGAACAUUUAUGGCUAUGAUGUAUUUGCACCCUGCGCUGUGGGUUUGCUUCAAUAUACCUUUGGAUCUUUCUGAUGUGACAAUCAAUAUACCGGCUGCUGAUCUGAUACUUGCUGGUUGCUGUUUUAUAUGAUCUAUGGACCUUUAUGAUGGAAAGACUGGUGCUGUUGCAACUUGACCUUAUCCUCAUAAAAUCCUGCUAAUUGCAUAAGAAAACAAGGUUCAAUGACAUGAAUGGAUGUGUAGCUGUGCUGUUGGUCCUGCUACUUCCAAUGGUCUGUACCUGUUGUCAUAAUGCUGAAUUGCUGAUUAUGUUUGUGAAUGAGACCACAUUAGCCCGGGGAACAAUGCAUCCACAACAACUGGAUGUGCUCAUGGCUCGUGAUUGUAGCUGUCAAGCAGUUGCGGAGUUCUGCCUGUAGUUUGAGAUUUUCGUGUUGCUUGGUCGUAGCUUUGCUGAAAAGCUUUUUGGUGGCUGUUGGUGGCCAAUAGUUGGGUUCGGGUCGGGCUAUCUAAGAUAUGACUGUUGUUUGUUUUGACCAUCGUGUAGCUGUUCCUGGCUCGUGGUUUUUUCUGACUGCUAGUAGAGCUGUUUGAUUUUGAGCAGAUCUUUGUUCGAUACAGCCUUUAGUUUUAUGUAUGACCAACGGCAAGAGCAUUUAAAUGAGGUGCAAAAGUGUGUGUCUUGCAUUGCCCAUGGUAUUUUCUCACAUCAUUUUGUAGUCCAUGCUUGUUGCUGAUUCUGAAGUCGUUCUUUACUGAAUCUCUUUUUGUUAAAAUAUCAUCUGAACUUAGGAAGACAUGUACUAGUAUGUGAGCGGAAACUAAUCUGCUAGUUUGUUUACCAGUUUUUAUCUGUCAAAUUCCCCUUUUCAAGUCUCCACUUCGAAGGUUAAGUUUGUGUGUUGUAGCUUGUAUAAAUUUAUCAAACUGGUUAGGAUUUAAUUGUCUUACUGAAAAGAAAACCCAGAAAAAUAUGAGCACUGUUCAGUUCAUUCCCUAGAUAUUUUGUUUAUCUGGGGGUAAAA